UUGUUCAAUUUUAUUAUCUUUCCUGAUUCUUGUAUUAGAUUAUGAGUACUUGCCGUAGAUUUGAUAUUGUGAGACUAUAACGUUGAUUUGUUUCUCGAUGAGUACUUGCUGCAUGAUUUUUCAAGUGCAUGUUCAAGUUUACAUGUGAAAGAAAGGAUUUCGCUUGAUAGGUGUUUGCAAUAAUGCUUGUCCCAUGUGGGCUGGUGCACAUCCCUGUCUUUGGCUGAAGAACUCUUGGGCCACCAUGACCAGAAUUCUUGCCGCCUUGCGACACAAUUUCUUAACUUUUUGCCUCUGCAAACCAGACCAGUAAUCAAUAUAAUGCAAUAUUGGACACACAAUACCAGUAGGAUCUGAGGGCAUGAUGAUUCCAUUAAAGCACGCGUUGUUCCUGGUCUUCCAAAUUGACCAAACUACAGCAGCUACUCCACAAGCUACAAGCCCUCUACUACUAACAGGGAGCUUACUAAUCCAGACAGGGAUAUCAUAAAAAACACUAGGUAUCUCUUGCAAACUAAACGUACAUUUGAUCACAUGCCAAACAUAUCUGGCAACAGGGCACAAGAAGAACAAGUGAUCUAUCCCUUCUCUAGUAUUACAAAAUAUGCAAUUUGCACUUCCUUUCCAUCCCCGGUGCAAUAAGAUAUCUUUGGUCAGUAUACUUUUUUCAGUAACUAGCUACAAGAAGACUUUAAUCUUAAGGACAGUAUAACUAAGAUUGCCCUCAUAUUUACAUCAUGGCCGAUCUUGCCCGAAUUAUGUUUAGUAUCUUGCUCUGAUCCGUAUUACUAGUCAUUAAUGACAGUACAAGAAAGAUGGCCAAUGAAGAAUUGCUGAGGGAUAAGCUUGAUAGUUAUUGGCAGGCCUUAUAAAAACAUUGAUCUACUAAUUAGUGAACCUUUUAAGAAUAUAUGUACUUUAUAAUAAUACAUUUUCGUUUACGCGAUGUUAACUUCUCCCUUCGUUCCUAAAUAUAUGUCUUUUUAGAGAUUCCACUAUGGACUACAUACGGAGCAAAAAAUGAGUGAAUCUACAUUCUAAAAUAUGUCUAUAUACAUCCGUACGUAGUCCAUAUUGAAAACUCUAAAAAGACAUAUAUUUAGAAACGGAGGGAGUAUUAUCCAGAAAAUUUGAUUUUGCAACACUAUGCUUGGAUAGUUUGUAGUAGCGUUAUUUGCAUGUAUGCUCUCACUUGUGCCUAGUCACAUCUCCUCCUCCAAAAUCUGGUAUCUCUAUCAAAAUAGGGCUUGUCCAGUAGACCAGUACCCCCAAGCCACUGUGGCAGCAGCAGCGGUGAGGUGAGGAAGGCGGUUAUAAGCAUGGAGCCCAAAGAGAAGUCCGAAACGACCAGCGCUGCCAGCCCACCUCCACCGCGGCUGGACUGCAUAAAGUGCUUCGAUGCGCUAUGGUUCUGCUAUACCCCUUUCCACCAGCUGCAGACCUACUACCGCCAUGGGGAUUUUGACACCUGCUUCGGCAAGUGGGGCGACCUCGUUGACUGUCUCUCGCUCAAGACGAAGCGGAGGGCGGAGGUAGAGGAGAUCCUCAUCGCGCGGGAGAAGGCCAAGCCGCACAUCUGGACCUUCCGGACUGUCGAAGAGGCGCAGGCGAACUGGUGGCAGAUGUACAAGCACAAGGUGGUGAUGUCGUCGCCACCCAAGACUGUAGGUUCUGCUGCGCCUCCUCCUGGAUCAUCUGGUGCUCUUUCCUGAGAAUUGAAGGUCGGGGGAGCCUACAGAAGCGUCGAUUGCGCUUUUGUGCGCCGUGCUUGGACCGCUGGUCUUUGUUCAGACUUGAAUGUACCCUGGCAGGGUAAAUAAUUGGAACCUUGGAUGGAAAGAUACCUUGAUCCUGUUCUGUAGAUCAUGGCAGGCAACUGAACCAAGAUGUUCUGGUGGAUUGCUCUUUUGCUAUUUUUUGCACAAGCUCUGAUGCUAGCUUUUUUGCUUAGUUGCUUAUCAGGCAUAAAUGUUCUCCCUCCUGGUUCUUCAA
This is a messenger RNA of Triticum aestivum (bread wheat), 1992 nucleotides long. RefSeq lists its product as uncharacterized. The transcript is spliced from 2 exons. Bases 1320 to 1712 code for a protein of 130 amino acids. The record is from RefSeq and is a predicted model, not a curated record. NCBI's taxonomy places the organism in Eukaryota, Viridiplantae, Streptophyta, Magnoliopsida, Poales, Poaceae.